Molecule: messenger RNA, 2527 nt
Organism: Diachasmimorpha longicaudata
Lineage: Eukaryota; Metazoa; Arthropoda; Insecta; Hymenoptera; Braconidae
Gene: Usp30
Product: ubiquitin carboxyl-terminal hydrolase 30 homolog
Exons: 3
Coding region: 243-1625 (460 amino acids)
Biological process (GO): protein deubiquitination
Cellular component (GO): nucleus; cytosol
Molecular function (GO): cysteine-type deubiquitinase activity
Source: RefSeq, a predicted model, not a curated record
AAAACAAAGAGAUCAAAAGAACAUCUAGUCCUGAGAAAAAUCAUAAAUAAACAGUUUCGAGUUCCCUGACACCAAUUACCGCAGUCCCGAUGUGACACUGGGUUCUCAUAAUCAUUCAGAUCAUUCCAAAUGUGAUCUGGGGCAGCAAAAAACUCCAGGAUUCCUCGAAACAGAAGAACGAUUUCUCGAAAAUUUCUGGAAACAAACAAUAGUUUGGCAUAAAUUGGUGCAAAACGUGAGAAAUGGACGUGGAGAGGCUGGCGGUCUUUGCUGGCAUUGGUUUUGCCAUAGGUGUUGGUGCCUUCGUCCUCUGGGGACCCACCCCCAGGCCCAGGAGAAGAGGUCAAGUGGCUGGAAUAACGAAUCUGGGCUACACCUGCUUCCUGAAUUCACUUCUGCAGGCCCUAGGGGCAUGUCCAACCUUCCUCAAGUGGCUGAAUGAGAGGGCAGCCAAAAGCAAGGAGACCAGCUUCACGAGUAAUUUAAUUCUCGUGCUGGACAGGAUCAAUGGAUUCUCGGAGGAUCUUUAUGGAGAUGUAGCUCCCAUCGAGGUCAUCACCUCUCUGGGGGCACUGUGGAGCUUUGAUCCUGGGUAUCAGGAUGCUCAUGACUUGUUUCAUGUCAUGUUAAUGGCACUCCAGAAUGAAGCACAGACACCAACCCGGAGCGGCUGUCUCUCGGACGCCCUUCCCUCCUCCCCUCCCUCCUUCGACCCAUUAACCCUGCGAAGUGUCUCCUGCAAUGACAUCCCCCGUGAGGACCCCUCAAAGCCCCUGAAUCCCUCCACAACCCCCCACAACCCCCUGAUCUCUUCCACAAUAUCCAUUCCCCACAUGUCCACGAAGAAGCCAGGAGUGAUUCUCGCCAGGUCUUCAGAGAUUCUGACGAAGUACCUAAAUGACGAGUCACCUGAGAGUCCUCAGCGAGGCCUCUGGACAUCUCUUAUUGCCAUUCCCCAGGUGAAUCCACCCCUGGCAAAUGACAAUCACCCAUUCUCUGGCUUUUUGACCAGUCAGUUGAAGUGCACAAGGUGCCAGUGGCGAUCGCCAGUGAGAUACGAUAAAUUGGAAACAGUCUCUCUGCCACUGCCACCAGCCGGUGAAAGCAUCUCCUGGCGUCGUCACACCCUGGGGGAGUUGUUCUCGAGGCUGGUGACCAGUGAGAUCAUCAAUAAUGUCGAGUGCGACGGCUGUGGAACUAGAUCGCCAGCGAUGAAGACCUUGACGAUGGGAAAAUUACCAAGAUGUCUGUGCAUUCACGUACUCAGGACGACUUGGGGCUCCUCUGGGGCGCCUGUCAAGAGGGACGACGUCGUGAUAUUCCCGGAGGUCUUUGUCCUCGAUCCGUUUACGUUCAGUGAGGCCAAGAAGAGGAAUGGACAGGCCAGUCUUCCUGUUCUGAUGAUAAAUCAGACGAGUGGACAGGGCAAGCACAAAUAUCGACUUACGGCUGUUAUUGAACAUCGGGGAAGGGUUGAUACUGGACAUUUCGUGUGCUAUCGCAGGGGUAAUCGACCUCAGCAGUGGCUUUACACCUCGGAUAACGUCGUGGAGAAGAGCACCCUUACUGAUGUACUCUGUGCUAAUCCUUAUUUAAUGUUUUAUGAGAGGAUUGAGGGGAUGUAGCUGCGAACGAGGGACAGGACUUUCGAUGCAGUUUACAGGGAUGAUAUCUCUGGAGGUAGUGACUCGAUUUCAAUGAGUCACCGCUCAUUUGAAAGGUAUUUUAUUUCUCUUUGAAAUCAGAGCGAAAUCACCCAAUUUCGCUCUGCCGGUUCGGAGAUAUUCGCGAAAAACGGUGGGCGGAAUUCCUCCCCGAAAAACAGUCUUGCUUUCAGACUCCAGCGGUUUUUUCGCAUUAUCUGGAAAUUUAUGGGAGAUAGGAAAAAUUUGUUGUAAUCUUUUUCGUAGAGCGAGAAAAGAUCUCAAAGAUUGGUAUCACGGUUUUUUUAAUGGCUUCAAUAGAUUUCGAGAUAUUUCCAAAAAACUGGGGCGUGAGUCUAAGCUGAAGCACUAUGUGCUUAAUUUAUUACUAGAAUAUUCAACAAAUGGCAAUUGAAAUCCUUCAGAGACUGAAAAAUAAUCACUAGAGCUUAAUUAAUCCACCGAUGUUGUGUCUAGAUGAUUGACAUCAUGAGAUUUCAUCUCCAAGUUUUAGGUGGCAUGAACUGUCGAUUGUUACUUCGAUUGAUUUGACAAGUGCCAAUUUUUUUUUCUGAGUUCUAAGACUGUUGGAGGUUUCUUCAUUUUUCACGUGCCAUGUACAGGGCUUUAGGGGUAAUUCGCAGUGCCUAAAUAUUUUUUAUAUUCAUCCAGAGAUGUUUUCAGAGGUUUAUAAUUUUGUUUUUAGAAAUUCCAUUUGUAUAAAUUCGUUUAGUUACUCAAAGAGUUUUUUUUUCUACGUUGAGUUUUUUCGGAUAUUUGUGAGGAUAGGAUUAUCGUAAGAAUUAUGAUAAUUGUAAGUAGAUUAGAGUCUUUAUUAGAGGACAAAGUUAUUACGAAAAUAAAAGUGUGAAGUACUCAAAUAA